Messenger RNA from Triticum aestivum (bread wheat), 1855 nucleotides. Its product is annotated as cytochrome P450 84A1. The transcript has 2 exons. The record is from RefSeq and is a predicted model, not a curated record. The coding region runs from base 120 to 1727 and encodes 535 amino acids. Gene Ontology annotation, molecular function: oxidoreductase activity, acting on paired donors, with incorporation or reduction of molecular oxygen; monooxygenase activity; heme binding. Lineage: Eukaryota; Viridiplantae; Streptophyta; Magnoliopsida; Poales; Poaceae.
CCCUCGAACUUUUCUCCUCGGCUCUACUCGAAAAGCGUUACUCCAGUCUAAAACCCACACAGUAGAAUACCCCAAGAAGAAAACAAUAAGAACUAGAGCUUCUAGUUCGAGUACCAGCAAUGGUGGGCUUGACCAAGAUCGCCAUGGAAUGGCUCCAAGAUCCGCUGAGCUGGCUGUUCGUUGCCUCGGUGGUCUUCGUGAUGCUGCAGCGGCGGCGGCGGCGGGGCAGGGCGCCGCCGCUGCCUCCGGGGCCGAACCCGCUUCCUAUCGUCGGCAACAUGUCAAUGAUGGACCAGCUGACGCACCGUGGCCUCACGGCGCUGGCGAAGAAGUACGGUGGCUUUCUCCACCUCCGCCUGGGCAAGGUCCACGCCUUUGCCGUGUCGACGCCGGAGUACGCUCAAGAGGUGCUGCAGGUGCAGGACGCCGCCUUCUCCAACCGGCCGGCUAGCCUCGCCGCCACCUACCUCACCUACGACCGCGCCGACAUGGCGUUCGCGCACCACGGGCCCUUCUGGCGCCAGAUGCGCAAGCUGUGCGUGAUGAAGCUCUUCAGCCGGCGCCGUCCGGAGACGUGGCUCGCCGUGCGCAACGAGUCCGCGGCGCUCGUCCGCGCCGUGGCCCGGCGGAGCGGCGAGACCGUGAACCUUGGCGAGCUCAUCUUCAACCUCGCCAAGAACGUCACCUUCCGCGCCGCGUUCGGCGCCGGUGCCGCCGGCGACGCCGGGAAGCAGGAGGAGUUCAUCGCCAUCCUCCAGGAGUUCUCCAAGCUCUUCGUCGAGUUCUGCAUCGGCGACUUCAUCCCGUGGCUCAGCUGGGCGGACCCGCAGGGCAUCAACGUGCGCCUCCGCGCCGCACGCGCCGCGCUCGACCAGUUCAUCGACAAGAUCAUCGACGAGCACAUGAAGAGGGGCAGGAACCCCGACGACGUCGACGCCGACAUGGUGGAUGACAUGCUCGCGUUCCUUCCGGAGGCGAGAACCAAGAAGGCCGCCGGCGACCGCGGGGACGACCUCCAGAACACGCUCCGCCUAACCCGUGACAACAUCAAGGCCAUGAUCAUGGACGUGAUGUUUGGCGGGACAGAGACGGUGGCGUCGGCGAUCGAGUGGGCAAUGUCGGAGAUGAUGCACUGCCCCGACGACCUCCGACGUCUGCAGCAGGAGCUUGCCGACACAGUGGGUCUCGACCAGAACGUGGACGAGUCGGACCUAGACAAACUUCCCUUCCUCAAGUGCGUCAUCAAGGAGACGCUCCGGUUGCACCCACCCAUCCCAUUGCUCAACCAUGAGAAUGCCGAGGACUGUGUCGUCGGCGGCUACUCCGUGCCCCGGGGCUCCCGCGUCAUGAUCAACGUCUUUGCCAUCGGUCGUGACGCCAGCACGUGGAAGGACGCCGACGCGUUUCGACCUUCAAGGUUCAUGGAGGGGGAAGGGGAGGCCGCUGGGGUCGACUUCAAGGGUGGGUGCUUUGAGUUCCUGCCGUUUGGGUCCGGCCGCCGCUCGUGCCCUGGCAUGGCGCUCGGCCUGUACUCGUUGGAGCUCAUUGUCGCGCAGCUCGCUCAUGGGUUCAACUUGGCACUCCCUGACGGCAUGGCGCCGUCGGAGCUCGACAUGCGUGAUGUCUUCGGCCUCACUGUUCCACGUGCCACCAGGCUCUGCGUCGUGCCCACACCUCGACUCACCUGCUCUUUGGUCGCUGAUGAUGAUGCCGCGCACCAGGCAUGAUGUCAUGCGUGCACCUAUUGUCUUUGUGUGCCCCACCGCCUGAGUUUGGUGGGUUUCUCUUUGCCUUUUUCUUCUUCUAUUUUCUGAUACUACAGAACACAAUAAUUGGAUCUUCUAUCCUUAGCUUA